Molecule: messenger RNA, 4605 nt
Organism: Sceloporus undulatus (fence lizard)
Lineage: Eukaryota; Metazoa; Chordata; Lepidosauria; Squamata; Phrynosomatidae
Gene: NTN4
Product: netrin 4
Biological process (GO): cell migration; substrate adhesion-dependent cell spreading; basement membrane assembly
Cellular component (GO): laminin trimer
Molecular function (GO): protein binding
Source: RefSeq, a predicted model, not a curated record
GUACCUCCAGUGACUGCAAAGCGAAGGAGGAGGCGAGGGAGCGGAGGAUGCCUCCUUCAGCUGCUGCUCCCAGGGACCCUGGCCCAGAGCCCCCCGGGGAAGAGGGCUGCUGCCCAAGGAGCCCAGGCGGUAGCUGAGCCCCUUCCUCCCCCCGAUGCCCUUGGUCCAGAGGCAGCGCCAUGGGGAGCCCUCUCUGGCCGCCCCUGGUCCUCCUGGGAUGCUCCGCCUUGGCUGCAGGACUGAGCAGCAUUGUCGGAGCUGGAUCCCACUGUGAGAAAGCAUGCAAUCCUCGAAUGGGAAACCUGGGAUAUGGACGUAAAUUGUGGACAGAUACAAGAUGUGGAAGUAACUCCACAGAAUUUUACUGUUCAUACAGUGAGAAUGCAGACCUCAUAUGUAAGUGGCCUAAGUGUAGCAAAUGCAACUCAAUGCAUGCCCAUCUGGCUCACCCACCCUCUGCCAUGGUUGACUCAUCUUUCAGGUUGCCAUAUACAUGGUGGCAGUCAGCACAGGGUGUCCACAGGGAGAAGAUCCAAUUGAACUUGGAAACUGAAUUUUACUUCACUCAUUUAAUUAUGGUGUUCAAGUCACCAAGACCAGCAGCCAUGGUUUUGGAGCGAUCUCAGGAUUUUGGAAAAACAUGGAAGCCUUACAAAUAUUUUUCAACUAACUGCUCAUCAACCUUUGGGCUUGACGAUGAUGUAACCAAGAAAGGGGCAAUUUGCACUUCAAGAUACUCCAGUCAUUUCCCUUGCACUGGAGGAGAGAUUAUAUACCGAGCUUUAUCAUCACCCUAUUCUGCUGCUGAUCCCUACAGCCCUGAAGCUCAGGCACAGUUGAAGAUUACCAACCUUCGAGUGCAGCUGCUUAAGCAACAGACCUGUCCUUGCCAUAGCAAUGACUUGAAUGCAAAACCUCCACAGCUAAACUACUAUGCAAUCUAUGACUUUAUUGUAAAGGGGAGCUGCUUCUGUAAUGGCCAUGCAGAUCACUGUGUACCCAUCAAAGGCUUCAGGCCCGUUAAAGCAGCAGGAGUCUUCCAUGUGGUCCAUGGAAGGUGCAUGUGUAAACACAAUACUGCAGGGAUUCAUUGUCAACAUUGUGCGCCUCUCUACAAUGACCAGCCUUGGCAAGCUGCAAAUGGCAAGACAGGAGCCCCAAAUGAAUGCAGAUCCUGUAAGUGCAAUGGACAUUCUGACACUUGCCACUUUGACAUGGACACAUGGUUGGCAUCAGGGAACCAAAGUGGUGGAGUGUGUGAUAAUUGUCAACACAAUACUGAAGGACAGCAUUGUCAGCGUUGCAAACCAGGCUACUACCGAGACCUUAGAAGACCGUUUUCUGCCCCAGAUGCCUGUAAAUUGUGCUCCUGUCACCCUAUUGGAUCGGCUGUGCUUCCCUUUAGCAAUAGCACCUUCUGUGAUCCCGGCAAUGGUGAUUGUCCCUGCAAACCUGGAGUGGCUGGUCCUCAAUGUGAUCGGUGCAUGGUAGGAUACUGGGGCUUUGGAGAUUAUGGCUGCCAACCAUGUGAUUGUGCAGGAAGCUGUGAUUCACUGAAUGGUGACUGCAUCAGUAGCAGUGCAGCCAUAGACUGGUAUCAUGAAAUCCCUGAUUUUAAUUCUCCAUAUAACAAGAGUGAACUUACAUGGGGGUGGGAGGAUGAACAAGGAUACUCUGCUCUUCGACAUUCAGGAAAAUGUGAGUGUAAAGACCAAGUUUUACGAAAUUCCAAGAUCUUUUGUAGCAUGAAAUAUACAUAUGUGCUAAAGGCAAAGAUUUUGUCAGCUCAUGAUAAAGGCUCUCAUGCUGAGGUCAACGUGAAGAUCCAAAAAGUUCUGAAAUCUACAAAACUUAAGAUUUUCCGGGGGAAGCGGAUUCUUUACCCAGAAUCAUGGACAAACAGAGGCUGCACUUGCCCAAUACUUAAUCCUGGUCUGAAAUACCUUGUAGCUGGAUAUGAAGAUGUUCAAGCAGGAAGACUGAUAGUGAAUAUGAAAAGUUUUGUCCAGCAGUGGAAACCAGCUUUGGGGAAAAAAAUAUUGGAUAUUUUAAAAGACUGUAGCUGAAAUUGGCAAACAGGGCAUUUGUUCAUGCACAAAAUGCAAACUUGGAGAAAAGGAGACCUCUUCAAUGAAAACUGGAAUGUAAGAGAAUAGUGCCAAAUGUGUGUAAAGAGGUAUUCCAAUUUCCUAACCUUUCAUCCCAAUUAUAAACCAACUGACCCUAACUGCAUCAUUUAUAAAGUGUUUGGAGGUGUAGCUCCCACUCAAGACUGAAACCCUUCCAGCAGUCUCAUUUGGAUGUAAAGUGAUGUGCAGAAUGUAUUCCAGCCCCAACAAACAGUGAAUACACCAACAAGUUGUGCAUCCUUUGAGCCUUAUUACACAAGAAACCAAAACUAAAACAGCUGGAGAGUAGCGGCUUUCUCUGUGCCUUACCGUAUGAUAUCAUAACACUUCAGUUCUCUUCCCAUGGGAGAUGGUCAUCAAAGUGAGUCUUUUGUUGAACAGAUUUUUCUGGCUAGAAAAAAGUACUUGCUUUGACAGCCAUCUCCCACUGGAAGAGAACUUAUGCAUGAAAAUAUUGUGCGAUAAAGCAUGGAGAAAGUGGCUACUCUCCGGCUCCAUUUCAGCUUUGUUUUCUAGUGCAGUAAGGCUCUUAAAACUUAUUCAGGUCAACCUUUCCACUAAUCAUAUUUUGGGAGAAGGGGAAAACUACAAAACAAACUUACAUCCAUAAGUCUGAUCUCUGAAUUGGGCUGAUCUGCUUGAAACUAAGUUCCAUUAACUCAACAGAAUACUUCAAACAAUCACAGCUUUUAUGUUAUGUCUCCACAGUUAAUGUGGAUUUAGUAUCUGGCUUUAUAAGUGUUUUAUUGAUCUACACUGAUGUAUGUGGAACUGCCUAAACUUAUUUGAAAGUUAGAAACUUGUUUUCAUGUUCCAUUUUAGAAGAAUGCAUAAACACUAAUGAUGGACAAAAUGACUACCAUGUGCUAUAUCUGUUUAAAUCUUACAGCCAGUUAAUGAAAUCCACUGGAAUGCUAUUGUAUUAAACUUGUUUUACACAAGAGGAAUGUAUGAUUAGAUAACACUUGUUAAUUUCUAAAGGCUGUACUUGUAUGGAAAGGACACAUAUUUGUGGGGAAAAUCUACUGGACAGCACACAAAUCCAGACUAAAUCUAGUCCCAUCAAAAUGACCUGGAUAAUUUAGUCAUGAGCAACUAAAUUCAAUGUGAGUCAACUGUGUUGACCUAAAAUGGAUCCAACCAAUAAGGUUGGUAAUACCAUAUCUAAUUAGGACAUGCCUUUAUCCAACAGAGUUUUGUGAGACAUUAUUUAAAAGCAAUUCUGCAGAUUUUUAUUUGGGGCACUUAAACACAUUGGGUCCAAUUUUGUAGCCUUUUUAAACAUUAGGAAUUUAUUUCAAGACAUUGAAAUUAAAAAUAUCAUUGUAAGUUACAUUUGUAAUACAUUUGUAAUUUAUUUCAGACUUUUUGGGCUGACAAAAAUAGAUAGAACAUAUACUUUCAAGGGACCUUUUUUUUUAAGGCUGGUUCCGUUAUACACUCAUCCCUCUCAAUUCAUGGACUUGGAGUCCGUGGUCUUGGUCCUUUGCAGACAGAAAUCAGAGAGAGAUAAAAUUGUGUAUGGGAGAGCACAGCCAUUAUAACCAAUGGCAACUUGAAUAUUUGCGUUUUUCUGGAUUUGCGGGGGGGGGGGGGGGCGUCCAGCUCCCCUGCGAAUCAGGAGGGAGGCCUGUAUUUGGUUAAUAGUAUAAAUGGCAAUGUUUCCAUUAUGGGGCAUUACACACAUAUAAGUAUUUGUUUAUGUAAAGCACUUUAUUGUCUGCCCCUUUCCAGUCUUAAAAUGUUAAUGUUCAGGAACAGCUUAUAACACAGGAAAAAGUAUUCUGAAACAGAAGCACUCAAAAACUAUUACAAUAAAGCUAAUGCUUUCCUUCAUGUCUGGCAGUUACCACUCAGAAAAGCUAAGGAUAAAUUUUGAAAAAACUAAUAUAUUCACACUGAAGCCCCAACUUCAGACGAAUACUUUGAUUCUAUAGAUAUCAAGCAUUAUUAGAGUCUAUAUAUUACAAAAAGAGAUCUUUUAAAAAGAACAAUAAAACUUGUACUUGUUGAAAUGUGAUAGACUUCAUAAUUCAUGCAGGACGUGGCCUUUGUUUAUAGCAUCUAAUCUUGAAGAAUAAGUUCACGUUUUCUUUGACAUGUAAUCUAUACCAUGAACAGCUCAUGGACCAAGCAAGGGAGUCUCAACCCCUAUUUUGUCCAUAAGCUACCAAAAUGCAUAUUCUUCUGUUAUUAGAUUAUGCAUCUCUUGGUAACAAAUCUUUAAACUAGCACCAAAAAUGGUUCAACAUACAAACAUGCAUAUAUACACACACGUAGGAACAUACAUACACAUCCAUGUACAUCCAUAUGUAUGUGCAUGAAAGGCAAAAGAAAAGAAAUGGUAUUGUAACUCUUUUUUUUUAAUUAAAGAGUUACAAUACCAUUUAAAAACAAAACACCACACUGGGUCCUAUGUGUAUUUUCUAUUGUGGUCCUGUGGAUUCACACAAAUGAUGCUGUUUUGAAAUUUUGC